Funneliformis mosseae is the source of this 837-nucleotide messenger RNA. NCBI's taxonomy places the organism in Eukaryota, Fungi, Glomeromycota, Glomeromycetes, Glomerales, Glomeraceae. The record is from the annotation of a GenBank genome assembly.
AUGCCCGAUAAUCUAAAAGAACCUUUCUCUAUGAAGCCAGAAACUAUUCGUUUAUCUGUGUUCCUUGCAGAUUGCCUUUCUGUAGGCUGUCUGAAGGGAUUCAAACAUUUUGAAGUAUAUUUAAGAGGCCGAGAAGAACUCUUAUUACGUGUAUAUAUUGAUAGUAAUAAUAAAACAAAUUCAAAUUUGGAAAGUAAUAGGUUAAACUAUAAUUCUCUGUCACUUGCAAAAUCUCAAAGCAACGCAUUGUUUUCACCAAAAACGCGUCGGACUCUUAGUAACGGGUUCGAUAUGGAUAUUAUAUUACCACCAUCCAGUCCUUUAGACAAAGAUUUAGAAAAAGAUGAAACUAACCAUGCUUUCUUGAUAGCUGGAUAUGCAAGAUAUAAAUGUCCUUAUGUUUGGUUGAGGUCAAAUCAUAAAAGGUUAAUUCAACUUCAGGAUGAUCAAAAGUUAGAAACUGAUAAUCCAUUAAAACUUGAUACUAUAGCCGCUUGGAAAGCCAGAGAUAUUAAACUUUGGGAUAUUAUUGCGGAAGUGAUAACAUUGUGUCUUGAUAAAGCGCCAGAAAAUCCAUUUGAAAUAGAUCAUUCAUAUUAUGACACAUUACCAAUUGAAGAAAUGGCUGUUAGUACAGGAGCGAUGGUAGAUUUUCUUCAAAAAGUUUAUCUAAAUGAUACUCCAUAUGCUAGUAAUGUUUUUGAAGACAUUAAACAACUUCAACAGAGACAUUUCAUAGCUUUCGAAGAGAUGAAUGAAGCAUUGAAUUCAAAUUCGUUAGAAAAAUCAAAUCCAUCUUCUAAUGUAUCAGUCAAUAAUACUAAAAAAUUUGAUUAA